Planococcus citri (citrus mealybug) is the source of this 6322-nucleotide messenger RNA. RefSeq lists its product as uncharacterized. Lineage: Eukaryota; Metazoa; Arthropoda; Insecta; Hemiptera; Pseudococcidae. Bases 659 to 1870 code for a protein of 403 amino acids. The record is from RefSeq and is a predicted model, not a curated record. The transcript has 7 exons.
ACAGCAGUUCCACUGAGAUAGGUACUGCCCAAUCUCAUCUCAUUAGUUAUUACUUAGUUUUCGCGUUUAAUAAGUAAGUUAUGUACAAUCGUGCGUUUUUCAAUUGCAAGUGCUAUUGUUUGAAAUAAUUCAAAGUUAUUCCAUAGAUAGAUAGUUGGCCACCGAUUAGUUGGUAUAUGUUAAUGGUUAAACAAAAACAGACGAGCUUUUGGAACCUGUGAUUGACAUUAUUUUAUUACUCUCUUAUUAGGGACUCAUUAGUAAUUUUUACUUUUCUAAAGUCACUCGUGUUCAAAUGGCAUAGAUUCAACACAAAUCAGAAGCUUGAAUUGGUGAGUUCAAGAAAUCAAGAUAUUAUGUAGAUACGGAUUUCUAAGGUUACUCGUUCAAUUGAUAUAACUUAGGUUCAAUGAAAAUUAGCAAUGUGAUUUGUAGCCUAAUGUUGCAGUAGGUAUUAAUAUUGAAUGGCAGUUUCAGAAAUUAUCGAAGCAAUACGUUAUCUAUGAAUUUUACUUUUAUUCGUGGUUUCCUGCAUUGCAGUGAUGUCCACGUAGACGCAUGAAAAAUAAAAACAUCAGACAUUCACGCAGAUAAUAGAUCUAGUCGGUGAAUCAGAUUAGAGCUCAUCGAAUCGUGAAAACAGUCUUGUUUUGGAAAAAUGUCAUCAAAAGGAAGAAAGUCCAGAAAAAUUUCGGACGAUGAAGAAGCAAACACAUCAGGACAUUAUACUCGUAAAAAACAGAAAACUGGUGAAUGUGCACAAGAUUCGACAACAAAACAACCAGCAGUAAGCUGCAGAAAAAUUUCUGAUGAAGAAGAGGCAAACACAUUGGAACAUCAUAAAAAACAGAAAACUGGCGAAUGUGUACAGCUUUCGACAGAAAAACAAUCGGCACCAAACUGCAGCUCAACCACGGUUAAUAACGAAGAAAAUGCAUCACAAAACAGUAUGCUUGAAAUAAAACCAUCAAAAACGUCUGCCUCAUCAACAAAACUAACACUGACUGCAGACCUCAAAUCGGAACCAGAAGAAACUGAAGAAUAUAAAGCUGCAAGGUUGAAAAAUCUUCUUCAUGGUAUUUCUUAUCAAUUAAUGUUAUUAAUUUACUUUAUACAACGUGGCCUUGAGAAACAUGCCGAAAAUGAGCAGUAUGCCUUCGCUUUAGCGACAGAAAUGGCUAUUGCAGAAGAUUUUGAUGAUCUGGUUUUUAGAUACAGAGAAAACAAUGGUAAAUGGGUGUAUCGCUUUUUGCAAGCUAAACAUAAACUUGAUAAUAAAAAACAGAUCACUGCAACUGAUUUACUCAGCGUCGCCCGAAGCAAUAAUGAUUUUGGUCUAAAAAAAUACUUUGAAUCUUUUCGAAAAAUAAAAACACAUCCGCACUUUAAAAAUGGCAUGUUUAAGGAUUUUAUAAUUUGUACAAAUAUUGGUUUACAGAACCAUGAUCAUUUCAAACCAGUGGAAGAAAAUGAUGAAAUAUUAAAUUUCAAGAAGGAAAAUGCUAAACUGUUGAAACUUGAUUUCGCAAAAUUCCCUCAAAAGGCAGAAUUAAGAUCUAUACUAGAAGGUACUUCACACGAUGUUUCUGAAAAUGAAAUAACUGAUUUUUUUGAGAAUUUAGUAUUUGCCAUUGAUAUGCCUGAUGAAUCAGCGCUCAGUAAAAUAAUUGCAGAAAAUAUGAGCCAACAGUUCAACUUGAAAGACAGUAAACUAGCAACAAAUCACUUUUUUAGACAUAUAUCAAAAUGGAUGAAUUCAAAAAAAGCAUACUUUUUCAAAAAUGAACAUGGAGAAACAUGUUUUAAAAAAAUCAAGCUAAGAAUUGAAAAGUUGGAAGUAAAUGGUAUCACCCUUGGAUACCUACUGUGAGGAAAUUAAAAAAUAUGGCAUAGAAUUUGACAAUAUUCCUUCAAAAUUGAGCGAUUUCUUGAAUUGCACAGAAGAACAAAUUUUCAUCUUUAUCAGUCCUUGCAAGACUACCAGAUUAAGUGCUAUUAAAGUCAUCCAAGCAUUAAAAGGUAUGGAUAAGUACAAGGCUAACGCCAGUUUCAUUUCUAUGUAUUUGAGCUCUUUGUGGAGUACACUACAUCUGGUUAAAAGUACAUUUGAGUCUAAAGGAACACUUAAUCUUUUAGUGGUUGAAUGUGAAAAUGAAAUUAAGUAUGAUAAACAGAAAUUAUUUGAAACAUUAUCUUCUGUAGUAGAAAAAAGAAGUGAAAAAAAAAUUAUUUUCAUCACUCGUGAAAAUGAUCCUUUGGCUGAGGAAUUUAAAAAUAAUUUGACUGAAAAUGUUAAUUGGAGCGAGGAAACAGAUGAGAAAAAUAGCUUGACUGAUCUGAAACAGAGCUCAUUAGAGAAACUUUGGAUGAGAGAAAUUUUUGAAUUUCAAGAAGGAGAAAAGUGUGUAAGUAUAAAUGCAUUGGCAAGUAAAAAAUUAGAAUAUUCAUUACAGAAAGCACUUGAAGGAGAUCUUUUAUUUAGUUUGAUUGAAAAUAGUAAAAAUAUUAAGAUAGGUAAAGCUCCAAAAGAUUUAAAGUAUGAUACCGCUAAAGAUUUCUUCAUCAGCCGCACAUUUUCUCGAUAUGACUACGUUCAUAAAAAAAUUGAGCAGGAGGAGUCUAAAUUCUGUGUAAUUCACCAAAAGCAGGACAACAUUAAAUUAGAUCCUCAGGCAAGGAAAGAUAUAAUAGUAAUUUCUGACACAGAUGAAAAAUUUAACGAGUGCUGUAGUAAGUAUGCAAACAAUAACAUUCACUGGCUCAAGCAGAAGGGAGAUAAUUAUGUAUGGCAGCAGUCCAAAGGAAGUACAUCAGAAUUACAUAAAUUCUUAGUGGAGGAUGACACAAGAAAAACAGAAACAGAACCAAAUAACAUUAUGGAUGUACCUGAUAAAGUGGUCCUUAUUGCUGCUGAGCCUGGUAUGGGAAAAUCAGUCAUCUUAUCACGUUUAGCAAUAAAUACACAGUUCAUCUCAAGUCAUAUAUGGAUUCUGAGGUGUAAUCUGAAAGAUUAUUCAGAAGAGUUAUACAAGUGGAAGAAGGAAUGUGAUGUGGAGGAAGCAAUAAAAUUUCUUUAUAAAAUUACAGAAUUUUCAUGCCAAAAAAAUUUUGUGAAAUUUGACUUUUCAUACGUACAAAGUACUGGAAAAGUAGAUUUGAAGUGCGAUAUAUUGAAAACGAUGAAAUUGUCAUCAUUAUGCCUGUUUGAAAUCCAAUUAUUUACGCAUUUUCUAAAUCAGCGCAAUAUAGCUCUGUUACUGGAUGGAUUUGAUGAAAUCAUUCCAUUUUAUGAAGAGAUCGUAAUCAAAUUGAUUGAGGUUUUGAAAUGUCACACAAAAAAAAUAUGGUUGGCUUCUCGCCCUCUUAAUGCUCAAGAACGAGCAGAAAAUUUGUUUGGUACAUUUUCAUACAAGUUAGAUCCAUUUACUCACGCUGAUCAGAGAAUUUUUCUAGAGAAAUUUUGGAAGAAGGAAUUAGAAAUAGUUGAACUGGAUGCACAACGCUCUGAAGCAUAUAUUAAUGAAUUACUAAGAAUGUUUUCAGACAAUACAAAGGAUUUCCAAAGAAAGUUUGGUGGCUUUCCAUUGCAAAUGUACAUGAUUGCCAAAAUUUUCUCAAAUUUAUUCAAAAAAUUUUAUGAAUCAAAAAAUCAGGAACUUACUGAAGAAGAUAAAAAAGAACUCAAGGAAAAGCUGAAUUUAAAUUUACUAUAUGAGGACUUUAUAAAAGAAAAAUAUCACGAAGAGCAGAGAAAAUCAGAUCCUGGUUAUGAUCACAAUAUGUACACAGUAGAGAAUAUCAUAAAAAAUGAAAAAGGAUAUCGGAAAUUUUUAAACGUGCAUAGAAAAUUGGCUGUUUGGACAACACUUAGACUUAGAGGUGAGCGGGAAAAAUUUUUAUUGAAAAUUACUGCUGAAAAAAUAGGAUCUCUGAUAGACAAAUUAGUUAAAGGAAAAAUCAAAAGUGGCUUAUGUGUGAUUGAUAAAAACAAUAAACCAAAUUUCAUUCAUCUUACCUUUGCUGAAUAUUUUACAGCUGAUUACAUAUGGGAAGAGUUCAAAAUAGUCGACUCUACAAAUAUUGUAGGAUUUAUUUAUAACAUCAUGAUUGAAGAACUUGUGUGGAAUUUUAAACAACAAAUUUGUGCAUUUUUAAUAUCAAAGGCACAAAAGGAUUUUGAAAGUAAAGACUUUGUUGACUCCAAGAAAAAGCUUGAAACUCUUUGCAAUCAAAAUUUUGUUCAUCCUAACGAAAAACUUGAAACUCUGAUAAAAAUUCUUAUACAAGAAUCAGGAACUGAAAUUAUAGUGUCUGAUGCAUUCUACAUAUUAUGUGGAAUAAUAGAACCUCUGUUAAAGAAUUAUGAAGUCGAAAUCACUAGAAUCACUGAGAACUUUCGGGAUGCACCACGGAAUUUUUUACUUAACAUAUGUGCAAGACAUAGGUAUGAAGAACUAACAAAAGCACUAGUUACAAAUAAUACAAAUAAUAAGGAAUCCUUACGAAGGUUUUUGAAGGAUCAAAGCUGGAGUGAUACUUUCCUACAAACAGCCAUUGAGGAGGACCACUUGAAUAUUGCAAACCUUUUUACUGAGUUGUAUGAUAUGAGUAUAAUUAAAGAUACACUAGAAAAUUUCAUAGACACUAUUCUGAGAGGAAGCAGUGUCAAGUUUCUGGAAUAUUUAUCAAGGACCAACAUAUUUGAAAUCGGCAAACCUUACACCCUCAAUAAUAAAGAAAAUCUGUUAUUAUUCAACGCUUUUGAGAGUUUUUUUACUUCAAAUAAGAUUAAAGAUAAUCACUUACUAUUUGAAGAUAAUGAGCAUUAUUCUAUUUCAGAUAGGGUUAAAGUUAUCAAGUCAUUAUAUACAAAUUUUCAGUGUGAUUUUUAUUGUACUUCAGAUAAGAUAACAUUUUUGAUUGAUAAAACAGAUAUUAAUGUCAUUGAUAAAUUCAUAGAUUUUUAUGGAUGGGACAUAGUUAUUGGUCGAUGGAGCUUGUUUUUGCUUAAACGUGGUAUUGUUGAAGUAAUCAUGCAUGCUAUGAAAAAGCGUAUCAAUUUUUCUAAUGUUGUGAAUAUCAUUUUGUAUGAAUGUAUCACAUUCCCUGUCAAUUACACUUCUCCUAAACGUGUUGAACACUGUUUAAAAAUGAUUCAACUAUUGUUUGGAAGCGGAGCAAGUUAUAAUUGUAAAAAUAUUUACAUCAACAUUCCUGCAAAAUAUAGAACUUUGAAUAAUCAGGAAUUGGAUCUCAAUAAUUUCUUACAUGACAGAAAAUGUGAAUUAACAACAUUGCAGUAUAGCAAACAAAUAUACCUCACCUACAAGAUAUUAAACAAAAUGAUGAAAUUGUUUGAUAAGGAGAAAUGUGAAACGUACUGCUCUCUAAACAAAAUCUUCAAACUUAUCAUAAUUAACUAUGGAAAAUGUGACAAUUUGAUAGGUUUUAAAGUCAAUUCGGAAUGUUGUCUGAUACCUUGUUUUAAACCAGAAUCACCUCCAAUGAAAACUUGGAAAGAAAUAACUCUACCCUCCUUCAGAUUCAUGUUCAACUGUUCCCCCAUACAUGAUGACAUUGGUGAAAUGAGGAAUACCCUGGUAGAACUGCAUUCUUUAAUAAAUGAAUUCAGAGAUAUUAUUCCCAAUUAUUUUAACACUGAUAAUCCCUGUAUGGCGGACCAAUAUGAAAUCUUGGUUCCAAAACUUGACAGGUUGAAAAACCAUUUACUAAACGAGGUGGUUAUACUUUCAAAGGCGAAUGACAUUAGUAUUGAUGAUGCAUUCAAUAAGAUAUCAAAAGAAGUACAAGUAAUUAUAGAAUUACAAAAUAGAGCAGAGGAAGUAAGAAGUAGAUCACAGGAUGAGACAUUUUUGCUCACAACUGAUAUUAUACUAUCAAUAUGGGAAACAGAAAAUGAAACCACAAAUAAUGAUGCAUUACAGAAUGUUACUUCAGAAAUAAUUGAAUCCAGUGAUAUUCAUGUGGUAUGUAAUGCGUUGACCAGUUUAUUAAACAAUUUCAUAAUUGAACUAAGAAUGCCUGAAAACUUAUCAAAUCUCGAAAAUGAAUCAAAACGCUUCUACCAACUUUUAAAAUAUUUGGAUGAAUUAUACAAUAACCUUACCAGCGCUAUAAUAACUAAGAAUUGUGAAGAAAUAAAAACCAUAAUGGAAAAACAUCCAACUUAUAAAUUAUCGAUUAUUCAUGGUCAAGAUGAAAAAUUCGGCUCACCUUUACACUAUGUUGCUAGUCAAGGAGAUGUAGAAACUGCUGAACUUCUUCUGUUAAAUGGAGCGAAUCCCAAUCUCAGAUUAUAUGA